AUGGAAGAAACUCAAUAUUCGCUAAUAUUGUUAGUGUCUUCAUCAGGUAGCAGACCAUGGUUGUCGUCUGAUUACAGUGAAAUAUUCAAAUUCUUCUGUGGGCCUCUUCACCUGUCUUUCUCUGUUUGUGACCGCCAUAAAAAGUUCCAUUUCAUUUUAUGUUUUGUUGUCUUUUUCUUUUUCUUUGACAAAUAUCUCCUUUUUCCUUUCUGUCUUUCAUUCAUUUUUUUUCAUUCUUUCUUUUUUCUUUCAGAAAUAUCUCGUUCGUUUUCCUAUUCUUUCUUUCUUUCUUUCUUUCUUUCUUUCUUUCAUUCUUUCUUUCUUUCGUUCGUUCGUUCAUUCUUUCUUUCUUUCUUUCUUUCGUUCGUUCGUUCGUUCGUUCGUUCUUUCUUUCUUUCUUUCUUUCUUUUUUUCUUUCUUUCUUUCGUUCGUUUUUUUCUUUCUUUCUUUCGUUUUUCUUUCUUUCUUUCAUUCGUUCGUUCGUUCAUUCAUCCUUUCUUUCUUUCGUUCGUUCGUUUGUUCUUUCUUUCGUUAUUUCUUUCUUUCUUUUUUUCUUUCGUUCGUUCAUUCUUUCUUUCUUUUAGAAAUCUGUACUCUUUUUUUCCGAUUUUUUGGUUUGUUCUCUUGUUAGCUUGUUUAUUUUUUUCUUUCAGAAAACUCUACUUCAUUUUUCCAUUCUUUCCUUUCUUUUAUUCAUUCUUUAUUUAUUUAUUUAUUUUAUUCUUUCUUUCUUUCUUUCUUUCUUUUACAAAUCUCUACACCAUUUUCCCCCAUUUUUCUUUGUUUUUUUCUUUCUUUCAUUCUUCUUUUCGCAAUAGCCACAUCAUUCUUUUAUUCUUUCUUUCUUUCUUUCUUUCUUUCAUUCUUUCUUUUAGAAAUAUCUAUAAUCUUUUCCAUUCUUUCUUUUUUUAUUUUCUUUCUCUCUCUCUCUCUUUUAGAAAUAUCUACUUCAUUUUUUUCUAUUUUUUCUUUUUCUUUGAGAAAUAUUUACACGUUUACCAUCUUUUCUCUUUCUUUUUUUCAAAAGAAAGAAUAAAAGAAUCUCUACUUCAGUUUCUUCAUUCUUUCGUUAAGAAAUAUCAAUUUUUCCAUUGUUUAUCGUUCGUCCUUUCUUUAAUUCUUUCAGCAUUGAAAGCUUCUUUAUUUCUUUAUUUCAUUUACAAGUUUUUCUUGGUAUUUCCCUCCUUUUUGUUCUGUCUUGCAGUCUUUGUCCAUAUUUUCUCUUUCACAUAA
Acanthosepion pharaonis is the source of this 1233-nucleotide messenger RNA. The record is from the annotation of a GenBank genome assembly. Lineage: Eukaryota; Metazoa; Mollusca; Cephalopoda; Sepiida; Sepiidae.